Molecule: messenger RNA, 1097 nt
Organism: Brassica oleracea var. oleracea
Lineage: Eukaryota; Viridiplantae; Streptophyta; Magnoliopsida; Brassicales; Brassicaceae
Product: remorin
Exons: 5
Coding region: 481-930 (149 amino acids)
Source: RefSeq, a predicted model, not a curated record
GAUUGUUGGACUAACUAAAAUCACGUAUUAAAAUCAAACAUAAAAUCCAAACUUCUGAUUGUUAGAGUUCCCAUGCCCUUUUUUUCUUCUUAAUACUGUACAGUAGAUUUAACAUUCAAAUUUUCAUGAACUCGAGAAAUAAAAUUUUAGAAUCUUAAAUUAUGUUAUAUACAACACUUAGAUUCUUUUAUAAUUUAUACAGCCCUAGUUAAGUCAUUCACUCAAUGCACUUGGAGCUUCCUUUAAGUACAUUUUAUCAGUACAUAGAUUAAUCAAAUCUUUCACCUACCAAAUAGUCAAUUGUUUUCUUAGAGUAAAAAUGAUCGAUGCUAUCCAUUGGCAUGUAUGUAUAUAUUGAUGAGACUCGGACAUAAAACUCCCACACCUAACUUGAAGUCAUCAUUAAACAUAUAUCCACUUCUUUUCCUUUUCUUUAAUUAAUCUGCACAUAAGAAGACGAACGAGAAGAGAAACCCUAACAUGGGACAUGCUCAACAAGCCAAGAACGAUUCUCCGCUACAUGAGCAGUGUACUACUAUUUUGUCUUCAAAUCAAAAUGAAAAUUUUGUUGAGAUAGAGAAAGAGAAGACUAUUGCGUUGAUAAAUGCAUGGGAAGAGAACGAGAAGGCCAAAGCUCAGACCAAAGCGUACAAAGAACUUUGCUCCAUUGAAGCAUGGGAGAACAACAUGAAGACAUCUCUAGAGUUAGAUUUGAAGAAAAUGGAGGAAAAUUCAGAAGUGGAGAAAGCUGAGUAUUCAAAAAGAUUCAAGAAAAAAAUACCAGAAAUUGAAAAAAUUGCGGAAGCGAAAAGAGAAAAAAUUGAGAAACUAAAGGAGCAAAAGUCAAUCAAUCUGAAAAAAAUGAGCGAGAAGCUAAGUGCAAAUCCAAAUGCUUAUCCACCCAAAACCAAAACCUGUGGAUGUUUCUAGAACAUGUGUUAUGGGUCAAUUACUGGCCCAUUAAAUAAUCAAGUACACUUUGUUCGUGGUUAAAGGGGAAUAUAUAUAUAUCCAACAAAUAAUGGAAAAUCUAUGUUGACAUUUUAAAUCAUCGAUGUAUCUUUCAUGUGUAUAUGAUAUGGUUGCACCUAUGGUAA